Prosopis cineraria is the source of this 2188-nucleotide messenger RNA. Its product is annotated as zinc finger protein CONSTANS-LIKE 12-like. NCBI's taxonomy places the organism in Eukaryota, Viridiplantae, Streptophyta, Magnoliopsida, Fabales, Fabaceae. The coding region runs from base 431 to 1732 and encodes 433 amino acids. The record is from RefSeq and is a predicted model, not a curated record. The transcript is spliced from 7 exons. Gene Ontology annotation, molecular function: zinc ion binding; protein binding.
UCACAAGCAUUUUGAGGGCAUAUAAUUUUUAAAGCACGUGUUUUACCACUUGGCAGGUAGCCCACGAAAUCUGGAUAUUCGCGUGGUGGUGUAUAUAGUAACACUACUACACUACUACGUGAGCUCGCUCAGUCCAACACCAAUCCAACCUAGUUCUCUCGUUUUACGAUCACCAGGAAAAACAACACAUUACUUGCGCUGCUCUAAGAUAUUUCUCUAUCUGAGAGUCUGUAUUUUCUUUUCUUGCCAAUCUUCGAUGGAUUCCGUGUUUCUUAAUUUUGGCUGAUUGUGUGCAAGCUGUUUCUUCUGGGGCGGGAGUCCAGCAGCUCUGAAUUUGGCAAGAAACGCCGAGGUUGGAGGAUAUGCUGAACUCCCGCCACUAGACAUCGUAGAGUACGUUAGCUUAUUUAGAGUGAUUAAUUUGUGAGUUAUGGAACCUCUAUGUGAUCUUUGUGGGUUCGUAAGAGCAGUGGUCUACUGCGAGUCAGAUUCUGCUCGUCUAUGCUUGAACUGCGACUGUCGUGUACACUCUGCGAAUGCUCUGUCACACCGUCAUCCUCGUUCACUCCUCUGUGAUAACUGCAAUUGCCAGCCCGCAAUUGUCCGCUGCAUGUAUGAUGAAAUGUCUGUGUGUCAAUCUUGUGACUGGAACCAAAUUGGCUGUUCACGAUUGGGCCAUCGGUCUCAGGCAUUAAGUUCUUACACGGGUUGUCCCUCUUCGGCAGAGUUCUCAAAAAUAUGGUCCUUUGUCCUUGAUGCUCCUUCUUCAGGCGGUCUUGGUGUUGCUGCCCCUCGAUCAUUUACCACAUUGCCUAGAAAUGACAGCUGCUCAUCAAGCAAGUGUUUGGAGCAACCAGAUAACGAUACCUCCUUUGAUUUGGUGACUGGUAAGGUGAAUGAAAUAGAACCAUGUGUCAAAUAUGAUCCUUGGAUGGGACAAUCUUCUAAUAUUAUACCACCCAACACAAAUUUCCUGUCAUCGUGCAGAGACCAACCAUUUUCAUUUCCCCUUGGUUCCGACCUGGCGAAGGAAUGUCCCAAUUUAAAGGAUUUUGGAACUGCUAGUGGUGAUGGUCUCUGUGCAGGUCUCAACAUAGCAGAUCUUUCAUUCAGCCUCGAAAGUGAUGAUGAAAUACUUGAUUACACUCAAGAAGCCACCAGAAACCAUGCUGAGAAUAAUGGAGAAAUUGACUGUUUAUUAAUGGGAAAGAACAUAUCAGUUCCCGAACCUAACGGUCUUAUUGAGAAUGCCUUAGAGGCAUCUUCAUCAGUUCAACAAGAUUGCGCAGCCUUUCAAUCAUCCAGGCCAAGCGGGUCAGUUAACAUGGGGCACACCAUCAACAGUAAUGCAAAUCCUAUCUCCAUGAAUCUGAGCUGCAACCAAAACGUCAAUCUAGGAUAUCCUCAUGGUCAAGUGCAUCCAAGCAUAUCAGCCUCAUUAUCAAACAUUAGUGGUGAAAAUAGUGCCCCUGAUUAUCAAGAUUGUGGAUUAUCACCAACAUUCCUGACAGGUGUCAGCCGGUGGGAGCCAAAUUUUGGGUCCUCGUGCCCACAAGCAAGGGACAAAGCUAAAAUGAGGUACAACGAGAAGAAGAAAACCAGGACGUUUAGUAGACAAAUAAGAUAUGCGUCUCGCAAAGCAAGAGCUGAUACUAGAAAACGGGUGAAAGGUAGAUUUGUGAAAGCUGGUGAAGCACAUGAUUAUGAUCCUCAAGUGACAGGGAACUUCUAAGCAUAUUGCCUGCAAUCACCGUCUUUUCUCUUGCCGUGUGAUUCUGAUUGGUAGGGUUGUCAUUGAAGAUUGUUGUAGAAUCCUGCAUCAAUCUUCAGCUGAAAGCAAGGGUGCACAAAGGGUCUGCAUUUGGAAAUUGCAUGCAGAAAGCAGGGGUUUUGUUUAUUCUUUUUUUUUUCAUGCUUAUCUUCAAGAGGAACGGUACACAACGGUCCGUCCCAAAUUUUGUGUGUCGCUAUGGGUCCUACACAAACACCAUCCAAGUCAAGAAUAAAAGGAAAAGUGAUGAUGGCUGGCAAGCCUCCGUGCUGCGUGAAUAAUCGAUUUGUUUGGCAUCGCUUUACAUUUUUUUCGUUGGAACCAUAGUCUUUCAAUAAUGGUGUAAAUUAUGCCACGUCACCAAGGGAAGCUUUGUUUCUUUUUUGACCAUGGAAAGAUUGAUUUGAUCAUUAAAUA